GUCGGGCGGAGGAGAGCCCGGAACUGGAUGUGAGGAGACUUUUCUGUCCGCGGCUCUCCGGACCCGUUUCGAUGUGGAGCCCGCCCUGGUUACCAGGGUAACAGGAGUCGCGGGGAGACCCGAGAGGAGAGGCGGCAGCAGCCUGUUUCAUCAUUAAUCAUGGAGACAUCCUCAAAAGGUCUACUGACCCAACUCACUCAAUUCUGGAACCUCCUAGAUGACUUAGCUGAAAAUGACCCUGAGCGUUAUAAGAGCUUCAUUCAACAGGAGCUGAAAGAGGGAAAAGAGCUCUCUGCCGGCCCAGAACCACAGUUUUGUCUACAGACCAGGAUUCUCAAACCUACCAAAAAACUACUUUACAUUAACCUGUGUCAGUGGAAAAGGGUCCCUGCUCCCCAGUCAGCUGCGCACCCAGUACCCAUCCGUGUCGGCCGACCGGAAGAUAUCUCUGAGACAUCAGAUGCUUACACGGUCAUCAGUGUUGCCUACAACCCUGAGGUUCUCCACGGAGCAGAAGAGGACCAGGUGCGAAAAGAUCAGUUAAUAAGGAUGGCCAUGGAAUGCAUCGAGCAGAGAUUCCAGAUCUCCCUCUCCCACUCUUACCAUGCUACCAAAUUUAAAAUGAAAGGAAGCAUUCAAAGAAUGAAACAAAAUCUGAUGAGCAUCCAAACUGACUUCAGAGACUUAAAAGAAAAAAUGAGGAAGGAAAAUACUCUUGAAGCAAUAAGAACCAGUUCUGUGAACAGUCCAGAUCACUUUCCUCAACUGCUGCUGCCAAAAGAUCAAGUUUCAGGCAAGCCUCUCAUCGAGGAGCUUUCUAGUACUGAAAUCCAGGUGGACAUGAAGAUUCCAGCCCAUGAAUUAAAAAUUGUAAAGGAUCAGAAUGAGAAACCUCUGAAAAUUGAAUUGAAAGUUGAAUUGCCUGGUGUUAAUUCAGCCUCUCUCUGUGACCUUCAUGUUUCCAAGGAUGAUUUACUGAUCGUGGUCUCUGAGAAGUACCAAUUGCACCUGAAUCUUCCAAAGUCUGUUGAUACUGAAAUGACCACAGCAAAAUUCAUCAAAGACAAAUCUACACUAAUCAUCACAAUGCCAUUGGUAUAAAACAGCUUGACAUUUUGGGUUUUCAAUUUUUAUCUUAAGCGAUUCCUUUUCUUCAACCACAACUCCAACCCAAAUUCCCUAUUUUCCAGAAAUUCCCUUUGAUAGAAUGAGAUUUUUCACUUCAGCUUUUUACUACUUUUUAUCUACUUUUUAUUUCUUUUUCUUCUCAGUUUUCUUAUAUUAGCCAGAAACUUUGUAAGUGUAGGAUUUCAAAAAUUGAGAUAUUUAUCUCAAAUAUACUCCAAUCAAUCCUAAGACAUAAAAUAUCAUUUGAAAAAUUUUUAACUUUUUUUAAGGAACACAUGCAAACUCUUGGUGUGUUACUUAAAAAAAAAAUUAGAUCUCUAGAUUUUUUGCAUCAGGAA
Molecule: messenger RNA, 1466 nt
Organism: Perognathus longimembris pacificus (Pacific pocket mouse)
Lineage: Eukaryota; Metazoa; Chordata; Mammalia; Rodentia; Heteromyidae
Gene: Pih1d2
Product: PIH1 domain containing 2
Exons: 7
Coding region: 160-1101 (313 amino acids)
Biological process (GO): box C/D snoRNP assembly; rRNA processing
Cellular component (GO): cytoplasm; R2TP complex; ribonucleoprotein complex
Source: RefSeq, a predicted model, not a curated record